Anguilla rostrata (American eel) is the source of this 837-nucleotide messenger RNA. It is a transcript of the gene ppdpfb, whose product is annotated as pancreatic progenitor cell differentiation and proliferation factor b. Lineage: Eukaryota; Metazoa; Chordata; Actinopteri; Anguilliformes; Anguillidae. The record is from RefSeq and is a predicted model, not a curated record. The transcript is spliced from 5 exons. Bases 223 to 579 code for a protein of 118 amino acids. Gene Ontology annotation, biological process: multicellular organism development; cell differentiation.
CUUCCAGUCCGCUACCGAUAAAAAUAAGUGUGGCAGUUGAUAUAGUAGAACGUGGAGGGUUUUAGUUACCCAAAAUCUCUCUUUCAAAUGGGCCCCGUCGCCUAGCGUUUACUCCCCCUGAGCCUCGCCGACUGAAUUGAGUUGCUUAUCCAACACCAAUAGACUACUUAAAAAAGGUGAUGUUUUUCAUCUACGCACAGCUGACUAAAGGAGAUUGGAAGAAUGGCAGCGAUUCCAUCAGGCGGCUCACUUGUUGCUACCCAUGAUUACUACAGAAGGCGCAUCGGGUCCACUUCCAGCGGCAGCUCCUGCGGCAGCUCAGAGCACACUGGCGAGGUCAUUCCACACCAUCCAGGAUUGCCCAAGCAAGAUUCUGGGCACUGGUGGUCUAGUUUCUUCUUUGGGAAACACAACCAGCCUGGGACAACUGCUUUGACUGAAGCCCAACAGAAGGCGGGAGUGUACAGUGUGACCAAUGGCCAGGUGACCUGCGUUGCCAAGGAGAUGGCACUGAAGAAUCCGCUCCGUGAGAGUAGCGAGUCUGGGAAGGCUGAGGCAAGCAACCCCCCACCCUCCUGAACUCGGGUCGAAGACCAACGCUAGGCGAUGGAGGCGACUCCAGUUUUUACCUUUAGUACAGGCCUCUGAAUUUAUUAUUAUUGUGUUUUGUUUUGUACUAUUUUUAUUCAUGACUUUAAACAAAGUGUCAAAAAAUAAAUAAAUUAAAAAUUAAAAAUAAAAUUCCCAUAUAACACCUUAAUGGAUAUGUUAUCUGUUUUCAUAUUUUCACUUGUCAUCCCAAACUGACCAGUGAAUAAAGUUAUCUUAAACAGCUUA